GUUGAGUACAAAAUUUCCAACACCCCAACAAAAAAAGAUCUUCCCAUAAUCUCUCUUCUUUCUCUCUCUAGCAAGGAAGAAGGAUGCAGGUUUCAGGAGCAAUUAGCGACGUUUUGGUAGCCCUACCUUCAACUGCCUGUUAUCGUUCUCCUGAAUUCAAGAAUAUUUUGCACCCUUUUUCAGAUUUUAAGUACUCAUUUCUUCCUACUUCUACCAAUUCUUACAAAAGUUCUAGUUCAUUUUACAUUGGAAAGCUUGCCUCGGGACUGGAAAAGAGCAAGCCAAGGGGUAUUUUGGUAAGAGCAUCUGGUAAUUCUGGAGAGAAUUUGACACCAAUUGCUCCCGUUCAUUUGGAGUCUCCAGCAGGGCAACUGCUAACACAAAUAUUGCAAACACAUCCACAUCUCCUCCCCGCAGCCAUUGACCAGCAGCUCGAGAACCUGCAAAAAGACAGAGAUGCCCAAAAGGAAGAAACUCCAUCAUCAACUGAAGACCUCCCCCUAUACAGGAGAAUAGCUGAAGUAAAAGAGAAGGACAGACGGAAGGCUUUGGAGGACAUAAUAUACUGCUCAAUUGUACACAGAUUUGUUGAAAAAAAUAUUACAAUGAUCCCAAUUAUACCCCCAAGCACUGAUUUAACUGGAAGGGUGGAUUUCUGGCCAAACCAAGAACACAAACUCGAAUCUGUACACUCCCGAGAAGCAUUCGAAAUGAUAGAAAGCCACCUGUCACUUGUGCUAGGCGAGCGACUUGGUGGGCCCUUACAGACUCUUGUUGACAUCAGCAAAAUGAAAGUCGGGAAACUGUAUGCUGCUUCUAUAAUGUACGGGUAUUUCCUCCGAAGAGUUGAUAGAAGAUACCAACUUGAGAGAGCCAUGAAUACACUUCCCGAGGACUUUGGAAAAAGUACGACAACGGGGUCUCGGGAUACGGUACCCGAAAGCCCGUUACCCGAAAGCCCGUGGUGGGAUUCGGAUUCACUCAUACAAAUCCCGGCUGAUGAAGAUAUUACUAGCUUUGUCCCCUAUGAGGAAACUAUGGAUAGUAGUGAAGGUGAGUCCUAUAAACUAAGAUCAUAUGUUAUGUAUUUGGAUCCUGAAACUCUUCAGACUUAUGCUACAAUAAGAUCAAAGGAAUCAAUGUCGUUGAUUGAGAAGCAGACUCAAGCUUUGUUUGGUCGACCUGAUAUAAGGAUUGCUGAUGGUGGUUUGUUGGAGACGCAGAACGAUGAAAUUAUUUCGAUAACUUUCUCGGGAUUGACAAUGUUGGUUUUAGAAGCAGUCGCGUUUGGAUCGUUUUUGUGGGAUGCAGAAGACUUAGUUGAAUCAAAGUACAGUUUUGUUAACAGCUAAGGAAAGUUCAGAAAUUCGCUGUUUUCAGUUUUGUAUAUUGGUAUUUUCAAGACUUGUUGAAUCAAAGUACAGUUUUGUUAACAGCUAAGGAAAGUUCAGAAAUUUGCUGUUUUCAGUUUUGUAUAUUUGGUAUUUUCAAGAUUUGAUUGAAUCAAAGUACAGUUUUGUUAAUAGCUGAGGAAACUGGAAAGUUCAGAAAUUUGCUGUUAAUAGCUGAGGAAAGUAAAGAAAUUUGUUAUUAUUCAGUUUUGUAUAUUGGUAUUUUUCAAGACUUUAGUUGAAUCAAAGUACAGUUCUGUUUUCUU
Messenger RNA from Spinacia oleracea (spinach), 1657 nucleotides. Its product is annotated as UV-B-induced protein At3g17800, chloroplastic. Bases 84 to 1352 code for a protein of 422 amino acids. NCBI's taxonomy places the organism in Eukaryota, Viridiplantae, Streptophyta, Magnoliopsida, Caryophyllales, Amaranthaceae. The transcript is spliced from 3 exons. The record is from RefSeq and is a predicted model, not a curated record.